This is a messenger RNA of Podospora bellae-mahoneyi, 790 nucleotides long. RefSeq lists its product as uncharacterized. The record is from RefSeq and is a predicted model, not a curated record. The transcript has 2 exons. Lineage: Eukaryota; Fungi; Ascomycota; Sordariomycetes; Sordariales; Podosporaceae. The coding region runs from base 539 to 790 and encodes 83 amino acids.
GGCUUGAGGGCUUGAGUAUAUUGGAGCUCAGCAUCUUAUCGAGCGGCCGUGGCAGCUCGGGAUUUUUGCAUUUCUGUGUCGAGCUGACCACCUGUGCCGAGACUACCGCGCGGCGGCGCAGCAAUUGUUCGUCUUAUUUUGGGGUUCUCUGAGGUUUCUAGCGAUCUUGGUUCACAAACACCAUAAUGCUUCUCAUUUUUCGGCUUCAUAAGGGUUGGAAUGAUGGUAAAAACACUGUUUCAUGAAUAGGGAUUUGUGCAAGUGUUUUGAACGUGAGGUUUUAUGAAUCUUCAGGCAGCAGCUUUCUCUGGGAUGUUAUUUGUCCCGGCUCGGGGGGGGUGGUCCUGUGGUGGGUUUGGCUCCACCAUAAAAGUCCAUAGUACAACAACAAUUGAGUGGACUGGACCCUUUUUUUUCUGCUCUAUUAACCGGGUGUAUUAGUCGAUUCUAUCAUAUAGAUCAAAUUAUUUCAUCUUUCCAGCAAGUUUGUUGAUCUUCGUGGACAUAUAGAAAUAGUCGGAUUCUGGAGAUCGAGGUCAUGCCAAGGAUUGUAUCACAUCUUAUGCCUCGAUUGGGAGGGAAGAGGCUGGGGAAGAGGCAAGCAGCAACAGCAGCUACCCGGCCUGAAAUUCUCAACGGCCCUGGCCUCGGCCUGCUUGUUGCUGCGAGCAAUCAACGAGGGUGGAUAAUAAAACGAAAAGCCCGGUUCAGUCAUCAAACGGCUGAGGGUAGAGACAUUGUGAAACUAAGCCGGAUGAGAGUGCAGGUGGCUUUGGCAAUAAAACGUUGA